UGGGCACGCGCAGCCUGUCGUUGCUGCCGUCGGUGUCCUACCAGCAUCUGUUCCUCUUUUGGUAUUAAAAAUAGACCGGUGCUGAUAACAGACUUAUGUUUCGACUGCAUCAUUUGCCGUCGGGAAUCUUUUGUGCGCUACUUUCAUUUUAAUCACCGAGCCGUGACCGCGAGAGCGCAAAUGCGCAUCGGUCUGCGCAUCUUUGAAUCUUCAGAACCACACUGUGGACAAUCUCCCUGACAUCCAAAGACCUCUCCCCCGCAAUCCUACGAGGCUUCUUCGCCGUUUAUGGCCGCACAUCGGCAUCCCUGAGCCGCCGGCCUCGUUCCGGACCUUUCACUCAUCGCUGCUCUCAAAAGCUCUCAGAAUCAGGGAGACAUUUCUACACCAAAUUGAAACCGUCCUCGGCUGGCUAUUUUUAAAGAACCCGGUGCGAUGCUGGGCCCGUCUCUCUAGAUCUUGUGAUCACUAGCCUGCACGAUCUCUCCUCCCACAUUCGUCCGAUCAAGACCCCGGUACUCUGAUCGAGCCCCAACGAUGCAUCGUAACGCAGUGAUGCUGGCUGUGGUCCUUUUGGGGAACUUGAUGCUACCUUUCAUCUCUGCUCAAAACGCUGGGUUUGUCAAGUCUCCACUCUCAGAGACUAAGCUUACAGGAGACACCUUUGAGCUGUACUGCGAGGUGGUCGGUUACCCCACUCCAGAGAUCCAGUGGUGGUAUGCUGAGGUCAACCGAGCUGACUCCUUCAAGCAGCUGUGGGACGGAGCCCGCAAACGUCGGGUAUCUAUCAACACAGCCUACGGCACCAAUGGAGUCAGUGUGCUCGGUAUCACACGCCUCACACUGGAGGACUCUGGGACCUAUGAAUGUCGGGCAAGCAACGACCCCAGGCGCAAUGACCUCCGACAAAACCCAGCCAUCACUUGGAUCCGCGCCCAGGCCACCAUUUCGGUGCUACAGAAACCAAAGAUCAAUGCCUCUGAUCAGACCAUCUUAACAGCAGACACCUCUAGUAAACAAGUUAUCCUGCAGUGUAACCUCACCACUGCCCAUACACGCCACAAGGAAAGCUUCUGGAUGAAAAAUGGACAGGAUAUCCCCAACACACGGACGGAACAGAAGGACACAAUAUACAGAAUCAACAAGCCACGUGCUGACGAUUCUGGGGAAUACAUGUGUGUUUACACAUUUGACACGGCACCAAAUGCCAACGCUACGAUUGAAGUAAAAGCAAAACCGGAUAUCACUGGCCACAAGCGAAGUGAAAACAAAAAUGAGGGAGAGAAUGCAACGCUUUACUGCAAGUCUGUCGGUUAUCCACAUCCCACCUGGACAUGGCGUAAGAUGGAUGGAAAAUCCCCAAUGGAGCUUGACAACUCGACUGGGCGAAUCUUCAUCACCAAUAGAGACAAUUACACAGAGCUCAACAUACUAAACCUGGAUAUUAACACGGAUCCUGGAAUAUAUGAAUGCAAUGCCACUAAUGCAAUUGGAAAUAAUGCUCAGACUACAAUUCUUCGAGUCCGCAGCCAUCUUGCACCACUUUGGCCUUUUCUGGGUGUUCUGGCAGAAAUUAUAAUCCUAGUAGUCAUCAUCGUUGUGUAUGAGAAACGCAAGAGGCCAGACGACAUCAUCGAUGAUGAUGAACCAGUUGGGCAAAUGAAAACAAAUUCAACAAACAACCACAAGGACAAAAACAUUCGCCAGAGGAAUACGAAAUAAGCAAUUUACUCAAAUGAGAUGGCUAAACUGCAUUUUUUUGACUACGUGAAGGUGUCAGAGGUGGAUGGAGCUCUGGGCAGUUUUGAAAAAAGCAUAUCUUGUCUCAUUUUAUGAGAAACAAUAUCAGCAUAACACUGGCAACAAAAAGAACAUAAUGGCUGUCUUAAGCAUGCCUUAUUCAGUCUUAAGUGGAGAUUUCAGGAUGAAGAAUAAUGACUAAAACCACCACAGAGGUGUACACAUUUUUAAUGUGCUGUUGAUGUCUCCUUUCUUGAUUUUAUCAUGUCCUCAAAUGAGGUGAUCCCUUUUGUAUUACAUAUCAUGUAAAAUGCAUGCAAGAUAAUUACAACGCAAUAGGAUACUCAGAAUAGACAUUUUCUGUUGUUAUCCCUCGUGUGGCUUUUUUGCAUCCAAAAUUACCUUUUUUAUGGAGUCAUCCUUGCAUAUACAUAUACACAUAUAUGUAUAUAUAUAUACAC
Molecule: messenger RNA, 2201 nt
Organism: Pundamilia nyererei
Lineage: Eukaryota; Metazoa; Chordata; Actinopteri; Cichliformes; Cichlidae
Gene: nptnb
Product: neuroplastin b
Exons: 9
Coding region: 538-1722 (394 amino acids)
Biological process (GO): axon guidance; dendrite self-avoidance; homophilic cell-cell adhesion
Cellular component (GO): plasma membrane; axon
Molecular function (GO): cell-cell adhesion mediator activity
Source: RefSeq, a predicted model, not a curated record